AUGGGACGUCUUUCUCGUUUUUUAAGUGGCAGCAGCGACAAGGCAGCAGAAUCCCUGCCAACAGAGGACAAAUGGAUCGUGGAAGAACGCUCCAUUGACGAAGCUCGUCCUCUUCGAGUUGUCAUCAUUGGCUCUGGAAUCUCAGGUAUCAUCGCUUCCGUCAGAUUCAGACAGCGAAUUCCCAAUGUAGACCUUUGUGUCUAUGAGAAGAACGCGGAUGUUGGUGGCACUUGGCUCGAGAAUCGAUACCCCGGAUGUGCAUGUGAUAUACCCGCGCACACAUACCAGGCCACAUUCGAGCCGAACAAAGAGUGGUCGACGUUCUAUGCUGCAGCUCCCGAGAUCUACCAAUAUUGGAAGUGUGUAGCCAACAAGUAUGGCUGUGGGAAGUAUAUCAAGUUCAAGCAGCAGGUCGUGCAGGCCGUGUGGGAUGAGGUGAAGAGCAAAUGGCAGCUUCAGAUCCAAAAUGGCAAUUCUGGCUCCGUGUACUUGGAUGAAGCCGAUGUAUUAAUCUCAGCAACCGGUGCGCUGAAUAACUGGAAGUGGCCUAAUAUCCCUGGUCUCCAUGAUUUCAAGGGCAAGUUGAUGCACAGUGCCAAGUGGGAUGAAAGUUAUGACUACAGCGGAAAGAAAGCUGCUGUGAUUGGAAACGGGUCAAGUGGUAUCCAGGUUGUUCCUGGCAUGCUGCCGAAAGUCACACAUUUGGACCACUACAUCAGGGGUCGGGCAUGGCUCUCGCCUACUUUUGCCCGGGAUGAAAUUGACAAACGAGGGGCUGGUCUAGAAAAUUUCUCCUUCACUUCGGAAGAGAUUGAAGAGUUCAAGAAAGAUCACCAGACCUACCAGAAGUUCCGUAAAGGGGUCGAAUUAGAACUGCAAUCCGUCCACGGAGCAACCAUUACCGGCACACCAGAACAAGUCGGCGCGAGAGGAAUCUUCCUGGAAAACAUGAAACGGCGUCUGGCAGGAAAGCCCGCUCUCAUCGAUGACAUGAUCCCAUCCUUCCCACCCGUCUGUAGACGGCUUACACCUGGUCCUGGGUACCUAGAAGCCCUAGCAGACGACAAAGUGGACGUCGUCACCUCGCCAAUCGCCAAGGUGGAUGCGGAGGGCAUCAUCACUGCCGAUGGAAAGCAUCACCCAACUGAUGUCCUCGUUUGCGCCACCGGAUUCGAUACAUCUUUCACACCUCGUUUCCCCAUCAUUGGUCGUGAUGGAGUUUCCCUGGCGCAGCGAUGGAAACAAACUCCAGAAACCUAUUUGUCGUUUGCUGUCGAUGGGUUCCCGAACUACUUCAUCUGUCUGGGUCCCAACGCAGCCUUGGGCGAAGGAAACCUGCUUCUCCUGAUUGAGAAGGAGAUUUAUUAUUUCACCGAAUGCGUGAUGAAGAUGCAGCGUGAUAAUAUCCGAGCAAUGGGACCCAGGAAGGGCUCCGUGGCGCGCUUCACCAAGCAUUGUGAUCAGUACUUCUCGCGGACGGUGUUCAGUGAGAAGUGUCGAAGCUGGUAUAAGGGUGGAAUGGAGGAUGGGAGGGUGACGGCUUUAUGGCCUGGGUCGUCCCUGCACUCCAUGAAAGCCCUGGUACAUCCUCGCUGGGAAGACUAUGAGUACGAGUAUGUCAACGAUAAUCCGAAUGGCUGGAUUGGAGACGGUUGGACGGAGAAUGAGAAGUACAAGAGGAUCAACGUGGAUUAUCUGGAUGAUGACCAGAUCGACUUUCCGAGCAUGGGUGUUGAGGAUGCAGGAGUCCCAGCAGUUGGUGUCGCUGCUGAUUAA
This is a messenger RNA of Aspergillus glaucus CBS 516.65, 1776 nucleotides long. Its product is annotated as flavin-containing monooxygenase. The record is from RefSeq and is a predicted model, not a curated record. Lineage: Eukaryota; Fungi; Ascomycota; Eurotiomycetes; Eurotiales; Aspergillaceae. Bases 1 to 1776 code for a protein of 591 amino acids. The transcript has 7 exons.